This is a messenger RNA of Closterium sp. Yama58-4, 963 nucleotides long. NCBI's taxonomy places the organism in Eukaryota, Viridiplantae, Streptophyta, Zygnematophyceae, Desmidiales, Closteriaceae. The record is from the annotation of a GenBank genome assembly.
GGAGGCGGCCACCACGACGAGCCUGCGCCAGGGCCAGCGGGGGAGCUGGAGUGCGCGGUCAGCGGGGGCAGCGGAGCGGAGGCGCUCUCAUGGAGGAUAGGCGGAAUGUUCGGGAUUCUCGUGUGCAGCUUAAUCGGCUUCGCAUUACCUUUCCUUCUCCGGAAGCAGCACCGAUCGAUCCUCUUCUUCUUCCGGACAUUCGCGGCGGGCGUCGUGCUCGCUGUCGCGAUCGUCCACAUAUUUCCAGGAGCACAAGCGGCGCUGUCCAAUCCUUGCCUGGGCUUUGCGGAAUCAUUUCCAUGGGCGUCCGUUUUCGUUCUCUACGCGGCCCUCAUUUCUUUCGUGGUGGAGUGUUACUUGAAGAAGGUUCUUCUAAGAUCGCUUCAGUCUAAUAACGAGAAAAAACAUGCACCAGCAGAGGGCGAGUGCAUAGAGUGCGGGUUGAACACAGAAGAGGAUGAGAAGGCACUCAUCGUCAGUGGUUACUGUGCAACGUCAUAUACACUCGAAGCUGGAAUCAUUUUCCAUUCUAUAUUCAUUGGAAUCGCCCUUGGAACAACACAAGACAUUGAGGAGAUCCAAAGUCUCGUCAUCGCCCUCAUGUUCCAUCAGGGAUUUGAGGGCAUCAGCCUUGGCACAACACUCAUCCCCUGCCAGUUCUCCAAGCUCAAAACAAUCAUCAUGGGGCUCCUCUUUGCCCUCACAACACCCAUCGGUGUCGUCAUUGGCCUCGCAAUCUAUUCCUCCUACAACCCUGCUAGCAAGGCUGCUCUGGCUACAGAGGGUGCUUUCAAUGCCAUCUCUGCCGGUAUCCUCAUUUAUAACGGCCUUGUUGACCUCAUAGUGCCUGCGUUCGAUGAGAGUGAUGAGGGUACACCCAAGUCUCCGGUGCUGUACUUCCUCGGGUUUGUGUCGCUCUUCUUGGGUGCAUUCUCCAUGUGCUUGCUUGCGCUCUGGGCGUGA